Myotis davidii is the source of this 1513-nucleotide messenger RNA. It is a transcript of the gene CIAO1, whose product is annotated as cytosolic iron-sulfur assembly component 1. The record is from RefSeq and is a predicted model, not a curated record. Gene Ontology annotation, biological process: iron-sulfur cluster assembly. Gene Ontology annotation, molecular function: protein binding. Bases 122 to 1141 code for a protein of 339 amino acids. The transcript has 7 exons. NCBI's taxonomy places the organism in Eukaryota, Metazoa, Chordata, Mammalia, Chiroptera, Vespertilionidae. Gene Ontology annotation, cellular component: cytosolic [4Fe-4S] assembly targeting complex.
GGGAUUCUCGGGCGGAAGUGGCCGGACCGGCGGUCCUAGGAGGCAGAAUCGGGUCCCGGAAUCUGCACAGUGGAGCCUGCCGUGGGGACGCGCCCAACUCCUCGUACUGCGUCGGGUCGCCAUGAAGGACUCGCUGGUGCUGCUGGGCCGUGUCCCGGCGCACCCGGACUCGCGCUGCUGGUUCCUGGCCUGGAACCCCACGGGAACCCUGCUAGCCUCGUGCGGGGGCGACCGUAGAGUCCGCAUCUGGGGCACCGAGGGUGACAACUGGAUCUGCAAAUCUGUCCUUUCUGAAGGCCACCAGCGCACUGUGCGGAAGGUGGCCUGGUCUCCCUGCGGCAAUUACCUGGCCUCUGCCAGUUUUGAUGCCACCACUUGUAUUUGGAAGAAGAAUCAGGAUGACUUUGAGUGUGUGACCACUCUGGAAGGACAUGAAAAUGAGGUCAAGUCAGUGGCCUGGGCCCCAUCUGGCAACCUCCUUGCUACCUGCAGCCGAGAUAAGAGUGUGUGGGUCUGGGAAGUUGACGAAGAAGAUGAGUAUGAAUGUGUCAGUGUCCUCAAUUCCCAUACGCAGGAUGUCAAGCAUGUGGUCUGGCACCCAAGCCAGGAGCUGUUAGCCUCUGCCAGCUAUGAUGACACGGUGAAGCUAUACCGGGAGGAAGAGGACGACUGGGUGUGCUGUGCCACCCUUGAGGGUCAUGAAUCCACCGUGUGGAGCUUGGCCUUUGACCCCAGUGGCCAGCGUCUGGCGUCUUGCAGUGAUGACCGUACCGUGCGCAUCUGGCGCCAGUACCUACCAGGCAAUGAGCAAGGGGUGGCGUGCAGCGGCUCUGACCCCAGCUGGAAAUGUAUCUGCACUUUGUCAGGCUUCCACUCCAGGACCAUCUACGACAUUGCUUGGUGUUCGCUGACAGGGGCCCUGGCUACAGCUUGUGGGGACGAUGCCAUCCGAGUGUUUGAGGAGGACCCCGGCUCAGAUCCGCAGCAGCCCACCUUCUCCCUGACAGCGCACUUGCCUCAGGCCCACUCCCAGGAUGUCAACUGUGUAGCCUGGAACCCCAAGGAGCGGGGGCUUCUGGCCUCCUGCAGUGAUGAUGGGGAGAUGGCCUUCUGGAAGUAUCAGCGGCUUGACGGCCUCUGAGCCACCUUGACUUUGGACGGAAUUAUGGUUCCCCCCAAAAUGUCAUUAAGACUUUUCUAGCCCAAGAAGACCUGGAAGAGCAGCCUGGCCUUCCUUUAACUUGGCUCUCCCGUUCAGAUCUGGGUAGACGUGCGGAGCCAUAUGACUACUCACUCCUUCCCACGUUGACAUGGGCCCUUGGUGAAGAACUGUGGAAGAACAGUACCUUGUAGUUAUGCCACGGAUUUUGCUUCCCUUCAGGACACAGUGCUAAAGUUUGCGGGGUGAAUAUACUACUUAUAAUCACCAUGUUUAUAUAUCAGAGGCACAUAUCUCAGACCUUUCUGAAAUUAUAAGCCUUAUAGAAAUAAUCCAUCUGAGUCCCAAGUCCUA